GGUCAUCAUAUUUCCUCUGUCUCCCAGUAGAGGCUAUAUGUUGAAUUAUACUUGAAUUUUAUGAAGACAGUGUUUGCUAAAAUGCUUGGGAAAAUGUCACAACAAAAAAUAUUUUUAAAUUUAAAAUUCAUUCUGAACAUAAAGAUCCUAAUUUAUACUUUACACUUUGGCUGAAAGUUAUUUGUGUCCUAUAUUGGACUUUAAUAGCAAGGUAAAUUAAAAGGUAACUAGGCAAAAAGGAAAGGCAAAAAGACCAUUAUAAGUGGCUUUUUGACUAUUUGAUAUUUAUUAUAUGAGAAUAUUUAGGUGUAUUGGUAUUUUUCUGAUUGAAUUUUGUUUUAGAUGCCAUUCUAAGUAUGGUGAAUAUUGCUGCUAAUAUUCUGGGAGCAAAAACUGAAGACUUGACAGAAGGAAAUAAAAGUAUAUCUGAGAAUGCCACUGCCACAACCGCAUCUAAAAUGCCUGAAUCAACUCCUGUUUCAGCUCCUGUUCCAUCACCUGAGUAUGUAACCACUGAAGCACAUGCUCAUGACACAGAGCCAUCAACACCAGAUACUCCAAAAGAGAGUCCCAUUGUACAACUAGUUCAAGAGGAAGAAGAGGAGGCAAGUCCAUCCACAGUGACUCUUCUGGGCAGCGGUGAACAGGAGGAUGAAUCUUCAACCUGGUUUGAGUCUGAAACACAAAUAUUUUGCAGUGAACUGACCACAGUUUGUUGUAUUUCUAGUUUUCCAGAAUGCAUUUAUAAACAGUGUUCAAUUAGAAUUGCUCUUUCUCGGCAGCGCAGCAGAACAAUUGUAAGUAAAGGAAAAGAUGAUUUUGUAUCAGUUCAACCUCCAUUACUACUUCCUGCAGAGUCAGUAGAUGUUUCGGUAUUGCAACUUCCAAGUGGAGAAUUGGACAAUAAGAAUACGGAAAGGGAAGCUGAAACUGUUGUUCUUGAUGACAUAAGUAGUAUGCACCAAGGUGAUCUGAUGAAUCACACUGUGGAUACAAUUGAACUUGAACCAAGCCAUCCUCAAACUCUUUCUCAGUCUCUUCUCUUAGACAUUACUCCAGAAAUCAAUUCAUUGUCUAAAAUAGAAGGUUCCGAGUUUGUUAAACGUGAGGCAGGGCAUACACCAUUACAAGUGAUUCCCCAAGAAAGUUCUGUUGUGGUUGAUGAUGAAACAGAAAAAAAGGCUGAAAGUUUUAGUUCUACAGAGAAGCUGUCUGUUAUCUAUGAAACAAGUAAAGUUAAUGAGGUGAUGGAUAAUACUGUAAAAGAGGACAUGACAUCCAUGCAAAUUACUACAAAACUACCUGAAACAGUAGUACCACCUGUAAGCACAGUCACUAUGCUAGAUAGUGAAGAUGGGGAAGCCAAAAUGAAUAUAGCUGACACACCAAAGCAAAUUUUGACUUCUGCUGUGGAUUCUUCUUCAUUACCCGAAGUAAAAGAGGAAGAACAGUCUCCCGAUGAUGCCCUUUUGAGAGGGUUACAGAGGACAGCUACAGAUUUCUAUGCUGAAUUGCAAAAUUCUACAGAUCUGGGAUAUGCUAAUGGAAAUCUUGUACAUGGAUCAAACCAAAAAGAGUCAGUGUUUAUGAGACUUAAUAAUCGUAUUAAAGCCUUGGAAGUUAACAUGUCACUCAGUGGUCGCUAUCUGGAGGAACUUAGCCAAAGGUACCGAAAACAAAUGGAAGAAAUGCAAAAGGCUUUUAAUAAAACAAUAGUAAAACUUCAGAAUACUUCAAGAAUAGCAGAGGAGCAGGAUCAGCGGCAAACUGAAGCUAUUCAUUUGCUACAAGCACAGCUGACCAAUAUGACACAGCUUGUUUCAAACUUAUCAACGACUGUAGCAGAACUAAAACGAGAGGUUUCAGAUCGACAAAGCUAUCUUGUCAUAUCUUUGGUUCUCUGUGUUGUCUUGGGGCUGAUGCUUUGUAUGCAGCGUUGUCGAAACACUUCUCAAUUUGAUGGAGAUUAUAUUUCAAAACUUCCUAAAAGCAAUCAAUAUCCAAGUCCUAAAAGGUGUUUCUCUUCCUAUGAUGAUAUGAAUUUGAAAAGAAGAACUUCAUUCCCACUCAUCAGAUCCAAGUCUCUACAGUUUACUGGCAAAGAAGUAGAACCAAAUGAUUUGUACAUCGUAGAACCCCUCAAAUUCUCUCCAGAAAAAAAGAAAAAACGCUGCAAGUACAAAACUGAAAAAAUUGAGACCAUAAAGCCUGCAGAUCCAUUGCACCCUAUAGCCAAUGGAGAUAUAAAAGGAAGAAAGCCCUUUACGAACCAGAGAGAUUUUUCUAAUAUAGGAGAAGUUUAUCACUCUUCUUACAAGGGCCCUCCAUCUGAGGGAAGCUCAGAAACUUCAUCACAGUCAGAAGAGUCCUAUUUUUGUGGCAUUUCAGCUUGCACAAGUUUGUGCAAUGGACAGUCCCAAAAAACAAAAACUGAGAAGAGGGCUUUAAAACGAAGGAGAUCUAAAGUCCAAGACCAAGGAAAAUUGAUAAAAACUCUAAUACAGACUAAGUCAGGAUCAUUGCCAAGCCUGCAUGAUAUAAUCAAAGGAAACAAAGAGAUCACCGUGGGAACAUUUGGUGUUACAACAGUCUCGGGACAUAUCUAAAAUUAAUUUGAUUUUUUCAUACUGGAGACUUUUUUUGUUGUUCUUUGAAGAACAGUCUGUGGUAUUUGAAGGGUUGGGGGUGGGUGAAAAUAUUAUUGGGAAAAGUAUUGAGAAAUUAUGGUUUUUUCCUUUUUAAAAAGUAGACAGGAUUGUGUCAAUCUUGGUUAAUGAGCUACAGUUUUACAAGGCGAAUCACUUCCUUAAAAAAGACAAUGGUAGACAUUUUAUAAAGAUGUUUUUUUCACAGGUUAAUUACUAGGACAAAAGUAAUUUGGAAGCCCAGUUCCUUGGGUGAGAUAGGAAUGAAAGCCGAACCUCUUCCUUUAGCUUUGUUCCUAUUUCUUGCACCUUCCCAUAUUUAUGUGCCUUUUGUCUAUUUAUAAUGCCACUGGAAGAGGAGGGAGAAGUUUUCUGUCAUUUGAUUUCUUUUGUAACUUUGUUAGGUUUUUGAAGCUGCAAACACUACAAGGCUUUAAGAUGAUCUGUGCCUGAAGCUCAACAAUGUGGAUCAAACAGUGUGAGGAUCCUGAAGACUGGCCAACAAGAUCUCUGCUUAGCAAACUCAUUAGAAGGAAACACUUGAUAUGACUUGUAAAGUCUGUUCCUUUAGUUAAAUGGCGAUGCUCUUAAUGUUGUUUUCAUUUCACUUAUUUGAACUGGAUUACUUUUUCCUUAGUUAAUAAUUCAGUGAGCGGAAAAAAGCUAUAAGAUCCUUUCUUACACAUGGCUGGUAUUUGCAAACAAAUGUUUUAUAAGUUCACCUUUAAACACAUUUAACCAUUUGUCAGGUUUUCUUUAACUACAUUACAUUUUAAACUUUCGCAAUAAAUACUAAUCCUCCAAACUUUCGUAUCACUGUGAGACCAGGUCUCAUCUGAUAUAAUCACUGCCUACAUACAUAUGCACAGAACCAGCUAGUGAGUUUGUCAAGCCUUUUCUAAUUGGUCAAGUCUAAAUGGAUUAUUAUUCCUUCAUGUUUGCUUUGUAUUGGCUACAAUGUGCAGAGAUAGUUAUCUGUGAUGUCAGUAUGUCUGUGUUAGUUUGCCUUUCUUUCCCUUUAAAAAAUAAUGGGCCUUGACUGUAUUUGAGUAAAAUGAUUCUUAGUGUGUGAUUGUACAGUAAUGAGUGAAAGUGAAAAAUACUUCUUUUUGAAAGAGAAUUGACCAUUUGUGAUGUGAGAUUUAAGUUAUAACUUAUUGAGCACUUUUAGUAGUAACUUUUUUUUAACUUGUCUAAUACCUUUCUUGGGGUAUUGUUGUAAUGUGACUUAUUUAAAGCCUUUUUUGUUUAAGUUGCUGCUUUAGGUUUAUGGUAUGUUUUAGGUGAUUAAUUUUUUUUCUUUCCAGUCUGCACAAUUAGCCAUUCAGAGCAAGGGGACUUGAUUAUAUAGAAGGCCCUUGGAAGAGGUCCAGAUAACAGCAGAGGUAGAACGGGAAGUCACGCCAUCUGCGUAUUGUGGAAAGAGGACUUUCAGUAUGUAACUACGGAGCUGUAGUGCCAUUAGAAACUGUGAAUUUCCAAAUAAAUCUGAACACUUGUCUUUAUUAA
Molecule: messenger RNA, 4154 nt
Organism: Castor canadensis (American beaver)
Lineage: Eukaryota; Metazoa; Chordata; Mammalia; Rodentia; Castoridae
Source: RefSeq, a predicted model, not a curated record